Molecule: messenger RNA, 3334 nt
Organism: Colletotrichum navitas
Lineage: Eukaryota; Fungi; Ascomycota; Sordariomycetes; Glomerellales; Glomerellaceae
Exons: 17
Coding region: 1-3087 (1028 amino acids)
Source: RefSeq, a predicted model, not a curated record
AUGUCGACUGACGAAGCUACUAUUACGGCCACUCUCGCAACAACAGUUGACCGCACAAAGAUAACUCAGAACCCGUCAGAAGUUCCCAUGCUUGGGAAUUAUUCGACAUCGGGGCUUGGUCCUCCGUCACUGUCACGUGCUUCGUCCUUGUCAUCGCCAUUAUCGAAGACCCCUGCAACCGUUCAACCUCGAUCAAGCGAGACAUUCGCAGGUUCUAGCCUUGAGCAAACGACGGGGUCUAUGUAUACCGUAUCUUCCUCCGCGUUUGAACUCCUAUCCAGACUUCCGAAUGUGACGUCGAGUAAUUAUCCGGAUGCCAGAUGGACACCGCCCAUAGUUGUUCCUUCUAUCUCAAUGAGUGUCUCAGCCUCGAAUAGUGCCUCGGCCUCGACAACUGAUCCACCAACGAUAACGGUCCUGCCACCCGAGGCGGUUCUCAUUACACCGACUGGCAUUAUAUUGACAACCCCGCACUAUAUCACGACAACAUCACCAGGCGGCAGUGAUCCAACCAUAGUUCCAGUUAUCUUCCCAAUCACAGGACCUCCAAUUAUCUGCUUUGGCUGCUACAUCAAAUUCCCUCCCAACAUGUCGAUUAAAGUCCCCCAAUUCUGCAUCCAACUCUUUGGCCUCAAGAUUGGCAAUUGCCCGGCCGACAAUAAGAAAGACCAUAAGGAUAACAAUAAGGACGACGAUGACGACAACAAUGACGAUGAUGAUGACGACGACGACGACGACGACGACGACAAAGAUUCCAGCAAAACCGGGUCCACAACGCCGACCUCCUCAACCUCGUCUUGCACCGUAACUGUCACUGCCACCCAACAGACAGUCUUCUGUUCUAUAACCAGAAGUAACCCCAAUGCUGAUGUUCCUAUCUUGUUAGGCGUCAACUCCGCGCGUACUGCUGCGAGUACUACGUGUCUGACUAGUGCCGUCCUCAACUCGAUCGCCACGGUAACUACCACACGGUCGUCUAUUCCCACACCAUACCCUCUCUGUGAUUGGCACUGCGACAGUUGGGAAUGCACACCCGGGAGAUCAGAUCUUUCUAUGCGCCAAUUGAUGAAAGUCGGAACGGCAGACGAACAUGAAUUAGCGGAUCCGAUAACCGACAUACCCCGGCUGAUGUCUCGCGCCGACUUGACCGACUCAAAAUGGGUAGAUCCAAGCGAUUAUGACGAUGAUUACUACGAGUUCAUUUUCAAAUUUAUGCGCACGCAGGACCAACUAAGACGCCAAAAUCUAGGAGACCCGUAUCACGAAACUAAGCUUGUGCUCAACGGCCCCGGUAUCAAUGAUCCAUUCGAGAACGCGAUAAUUCAAACGUUGGGAGCCGAAGGCCUGCUGGGCUGCACGAUAUUCCGCAGAGGUGCGUGGAUGGCUAAGUUCUUUGAGACAACUCUUAACGAUCCCGAAAUGCUGAGAGAACGGAUGAGAUUCGGACCCAGGGAGUAUGGGAUCGCAGACCUUAUGAACCACCCAGAGCGUGGGAAACUCGACGGAUUGACGAAUGAAGAAGACCCCAUUCAGGCCCUUAUCUUCACCCCUCGCCCGCGAGGAUAUGUUAACGACGCCGACGGCAAUAUUAUCGAUCACCCAGAUACACACAGCUACUACGGCGAGCUGUUGUACCUUGACUCAGUUCGGCACAUCGGACAUAUCCUUACUCUACUAAUCCCCCGUCGUAUUUUAACCGUCAUAGACUACCCUUCAGUAUUGCCCACUUUGGAUGAACUGUCUGAUCCCGACUGGUCAUCAAAGGCUGCUGACACCCCACGUGGAAAGUACCAACCAGCAAAGACAUGCAACGAUAAGGCCUCGAUGCGCUGGUGGGUUGAUGCCAUGCCGAUGGAAAACGCGUACCCCGGCUCAAAAUGGGACCCAGGAGCUGAUCAAAUCUUCACCCGACCCCGACAGGCAGGCGCACGCGGACUAGCCCCCAGACAAGAGUGUCCGGUAAGAAGCAGGCCAGCCUCCUCUGGCCCCAGUCCUACUUCAUCAGAGCCGCCUCAAUCUCCACAAUCAACACCACAAGGAACCCCUGGGCAACCUACGAGUCCGGGGGCAAGUGAAGGAGGAACACAGGUGCUUCCAACUGGGUCAAAGAUUAUCAACGGUACAGGGGCUCCGACUCCAUGGAACGAUUCAAUGACAACAGUCCCGAGCAGCAGGGAUGGCACCGUGACAUGGCUACUUCCGACAUUGCUGUCAUCUUCGAACCGGACCUUCGCUUCUCCACUUCGAAGCGUUAUCACAAAGACAACUCUAAGUGGCAAUGGUACAGCCAACGUGCCUACAACGACAUUAUGGUCAUUGAACGGGACGGCGGCUCCAGUUCCUGGUGCCAACUCGACGGUCCUGAGCUCGAACCUAGAAACAAUGAACAAAACCACGACGAAGACCAGCACGGCAUUGAUCGGGACGAAAAGUACAAUAUUGGGAACUGGAAUGUCCACAUCUCAGCUGACCACAAACAAGACCCCCUCCAUCCACACUACAAUUUACGUGGCCCCCCUAACAUGGUCGGUCACCUCAUCAUUACCAACUACUUCGUCGACAACCCCCCCCAUAAAGCGAGUUACAGUCACCGCCUCGGUUGAGAGGUCGGUCGUGGCAACGAUUACAAUAUUCACGUCAACAGUAACAGUACGACCUCCAGAACCAAAGCCUAGCCGGCCAACCAAGCCGGAACCGACAGAAGCGAUCCUCGUCAUGCUCGAGGACGUCCUGGCUGGGGGGAGUAGAGGGGUGGUUUUCACCGAGAUGUGGGUGAUGCUCCCGGUGAAAGUUGACACCACCGUCGACCACUGCAGCGUCUCAAAUAUAGGAUACAAAACCACCGACUCAUCCUCGUCAGACCGAGCGUGGCCCCCAAACAUAAGCGCCAAGAAGGGAAGCAAUGCUUUCGGACUGAGAAACUGCAAGUACGAAGCAAGCAACGCGGGGUCUGGCUCGUUAAGCUGCGAUGGGGCUUCCAAGAUGAACUGCGUCAAAGAUCCGGAGUAUGAUAAGGUUUCCAAGUGUUACAAGGGCUGGGAGAUCAAAACUUACACGUCACGCAUGCGCUGCAUGCUUCGGAAAUAGCGAAGAAAGAUGGCAGGACACCACGGAAAAGGCCAUUCUUGUGUAAAGACGAUGCCACCGCACCUUUGAGAAGAUCAGCCAUAGCCUUCGUUACGCAUAUUGACGGGGCUGACAAAGAAAUGCCAUCUUCGCCUCGUGUGUAGCGUCGACCUGCUGCCUAGUAUUGCAUAUGUGCCAGAUGACUCCCCCUAUCUCCAUCUCCCUUCCAUGUCCAGGACUAGCCUAUCCAUCGCAAACGCCAAUUACC